UGCAUUUGAAAAUUUAUGCGUCAACAGCUUGAGAAGGCUCUGCGAGAAAUGCGGUCAGAACAUGCCAAAAUCAAAUUUACAGCAGACUCAAAGUUGGCUGAAGCAAAUGCUUUAGUAGUUAGCAUUGAAGAGAAAUCUUUAGAAGUAGAAGCCAAAUUACGUUCUGCUGAUGCCAAAUUUGCAGAAAUCAGCAGAAAGAGUUCUGAGUUUGAUAGGAAAUCACAAGACCUGGAGGCUCAAGAAUCUGCACUUCGAAGGGAUCGUUUAUCCUUGAUUGCAGAACAAGAAGCACAUGAGAGUACAUUGUCUAAACAGAGAGAGGACUUGCGGGAAUGGGAGAAGAAACUACAGGAGGGAGAAGAGAGGCUGGCCAAGGGUCAAAGAAUUCUCAACGAAAGAGAGCAAAGGGCUAAUGAGAAUGACAGAAUGUGCAGGCAAAAAGAGAAGGACCUUGAAGAGACACAGAAGAAGAUUGAUGCAACUAAUAUAACACUGCAAAAUAAAGAAGAUGAUGUGAACAAUAGGCUUGCGGAUUUAACUCUUAAAGAGAAGGAAUUUGAUUCCGUGAGAAUAAACUUGGAUCUCAAAGAGAAGAAGUUAUCUGCAUGGGAGGAAAAACUUGAUGCUAGAGAAAAAGUUGAGAUGCAGAAUCUUCUUGAUGAACACAAUGCUAUUCUUGAUGCGAAGAAACAGGAGUUUGAUGUGGAAUUGGAUGAGAAAAGAAAAUCCUUUGAGGAUGGAUUGAAGAAUAAAUUGGUGGAAGUGGAAAAGAAAGAAGCUGAAAUCAAUCACAUGGAGGAGAAAUUUGCAAAACGGGAACAAGCCUUGGAAAAGAAAACAGAGAAGCUUAAAGAGAAAGAGAAAGAGUAUGAACUAAAAGUCAAAGCUUUGAAGGAAAGGGAGAAGUCUAUUAAAUCUGAAGAAAAAAGCUUGGUGACUGAGAAAGAGAAAAUAGAAAGUGAGAGAGAGGAAUUGCUCACACUUAAGGCUGAAGUUGAGAAAAUUAGAGCCAACAAUGAAGAAGAGUUGUUGAGGAUAAACGAAGAGACUAAUUGUCUUAAAGUGACUGAGGAGGAGAGGUCUGAAUAUCUACGUUUGCAGUCACAAUUGAAGCAUGAAGCUGAUCAGUACAGACACCAGAAAGAGCUACUUCUGAAGGAAGCUGAAGACUUAAGGCAACAGAAAGAGACUUUUGAAAGAGAAUGGGAUGAGCUGGAUCUGAAAAGAGCAGAUGUUGAGAAAGAGCUGAAAAGUGUGAUUCAGCAAAAGGAAGAAAUAUUAAAACUACAACAAUUUGAAGAGGAAAAGUUAAAGAAUGAGAAGCAGGCCACACAGGACUACGUGCAAAGGGAAUUAGAAACUCUUAAGUUGGCUAAAGAGUCAUUUGCUGCAGAAAUGGAGUUUGAGAAGUCAAGCCUAGCUGAAAAAGCUCAGAGUGAGAGAAAUCAAAUGCUUCUGGAUUUUGAGCUGCAAAAAAAGGAACUUGAAGCUGAUAUACAGAAUCAGUUAGAGCAGAAGGAAAAAAACUUGAUUGAGAGUAAGAAGUUAUUCGAGGAAAAAAGAGAGAGUGAAUUAAGCAACAUUAACUUCUUAAGAGAAGUAGCUAAUAGAGAAAUGGAUGAAAUGAAACUUCAAAGAAGUAAAUUAGAGAAGGAGAAACAAGAAGCUGAUGAGAAUAAAAAACAUCUUGAAAAGCAAAGGAUUGAAAUGCAAGAGGACAUAGAUGUACUUGUUGACCUCAACAAGAGGCUAAAAAAUCAGCGGGAGCAAUUUAUUGUGGAGAGACGACGCUUUGUUGAGUUUGUUGAGAAACUUCGGAGUUGCCAGAACUGUGGGGAAAUGAUCUCUGAAUUUGUGCUGUCUGAUUUACAAUCCUCUGUUGACGUUGAGAACUUAGAGGUGCCUUCUCUUCCAAAAUUAGCAGGUGAUAUUAUACGGGGAGAUUCUGAUGAAAAUUUAGCUUCUACAAGGCAAAAUACUGGAGUGUCUCCUGCAUUUGAUUCAAAGUCACCUGUUUCUGGUGGCACUAUCUCUUGGCUACGUAAAUGCACAUCUAAGAUUUUAAAAAUUUCCCCGAUUAGAAAGAUUGAAUCUGAAGAUGCUGGUACUUUAAGAGAUGUUGUGAUUUCUUCUGCUGAGAAAACUAAUGUGGAAGAUUCACCAGGAAGAAUUCCUGGCACUGAAAAUGAGGCAGAGUUGUCAAUUGCUGUUGUAAAUGAUUCUUUUGAUGCACGUAGGGUACAAUCUGGUAGGGUACAAUCUGGCAACGAUAUGACAGAGGUUGAAGCUGACCAAGAUCCAUCAGUUGAAAACCAGAGCAAUGUUGACAGUAAGGCACCCGAAGAUAUACAACCUCCUGAUUCAAAGGCUGGGAAGCAGAAACCUCGCAAGGGAGGGGGAAGAACCAGAGUAAAACGUACCCACACUGUGAAAGCCGUUCUCAGAGAGGCUAGGGGUAUACUUGGGGAAGCUGCUGAAGCAUUACCUGGGGAAUCUGUGGAUGAUCAUGAGACUGAGUUUCCAAAUGGAAAUGCUGAGGAUUCUGCCAAUGUGAAUUCUGAAAGUCAGAAACCAUCCAAUAGGAGAAUACCUGUGAAUGUCAGGAAGCGUAACCGGGUUCAAACAUCUCAAAUGACUGUAAGUGGGCAUGAUGACAAUGCCAGUGAAGGACAUUCUGAUAGUCUAAUACCAGAGCAGCGCAAAAGGAGGCGGCAGAAGGCUGCUGCUGCCCCUCCACAAACUGCUGGUGAAACAAGAUAUAAUCUGAGACGACCCAAAACUGGAGCAACAUCAUCUGUUAGAGCUAUGUCUGGUGGUGGCAAAGAAAGUCAGGGAGAGGUUGAUCGUGUAAAAGAUACAGAAGAAGGAAUUGUUGACGCAAAAGCUUCUCAUUCACAUUCAGUGGGUAUUACUAAUGAGAAUGGUGGAAGCAUACAUCUUGAGCAGUCUCUGAAAGGUGUGGAUACGAGGGAUGGUUAUGGUGGUGAUACUGCAGGGACCUUUGGCAAUAAUAUGGCCAUGAGUGAGGAGGUGAAUGGAACAGCAGACGAUGUGGAGGAGAAUGAUGCUGAGUAUAGGAGUGAAUCCCAUGGGGGAGAUGCUGCUGGUGUUGACAAUGAGGACGAUGAUGAGUACCAACAACCUGGUGAAGCUUCAAUAGGGAAGAAGCUUUGGAAUUUUUUUACAACAUAACUCCAGCUUCUUGAAAAUGAAGCUUGUGUCUUGACCUCAUCAACUUUAGGGAUGAUGUCAGAAGUUAUCUUCUAUUAACAAUUGAGAGUAGAUCUCUAAAUUAUAACCACGAGGGGUAGUACUUAGAGGUGAUUGAAUUUCUCUAGGGUUUUAUUCUUCAUGUACGGUUUUCAUGGAUAUUUGAAUGGAACCUCUGGUAUUUUGUUGAUAGUUUAGGCAUUCGAUAGUGUAGCUAAAGUUUAGAUAUUGGAUUUUAGCUACCUCCCCUUGGAAAUUGAUUGUAUCCAAAUGUUUGUAUCUCAUCUGCUAAAUGUGAUUGUUUGAAUUUAAUGAGGGUGCUUUUGUAUCCCCAUUGUGAGUUACGGGAGUGUAUUUGGGUU
Cajanus cajan (pigeon pea) is the source of this 3572-nucleotide messenger RNA. NCBI's taxonomy places the organism in Eukaryota, Viridiplantae, Streptophyta, Magnoliopsida, Fabales, Fabaceae. The record is from RefSeq and is a predicted model, not a curated record.